CGCACGGAGCCAGUCCGUUCAGCUCGGCACCAGCACAACAUGCAGGAUGGCGAGUGUGGAGGCAGCCGCUGAACAUGAACGGAUCCUCCGGGAGAUUGAGAGCACCGACACCAACUGUAUCGGGCCGACCCUCCGGUCGGUGUAUGAUGGUCAGGAGCAUGGCCUGUUCAUGGAGAAGCUGGACGGCCGGAUCAGGAACCACGACAGGGAGAUCGAGAAGAUGUGCAACCAUCACUUCCAAGGCUUUGUUGACUCCAUCACAGAGCUGCUCAAAGUGCGAGGAGAGGCUCAGAAACUGAAGAGUCAGGUAAUUGAGACCAACAGGCGUCUUCAAGAUGAUGGCAAAGAGCUCAUCAGCUCCAUGGAAGAGUUGAAACAGUGUCGAAUGCAGCAGAGAAACAUCGCUACCACCAUAGACAAACUGACGCACUGUCUACCAGUCUUGGAGAUGUACAGUAAACUACAGGAACAGAUGAGGGCCAAAAGGUACUACCCGGCGCUGCGGACAUUGGAGCAGCUGGAGCACACGUGUCUUCCCAGAGCGGGACAGUAUCGAUUCUGCUCCAUCAUGGCUGACAACAUCCCCAAACUGAGGAUCCACAUCCGGGACGAAGCCAUGACGCAGCUGCGGGACUUCCUGGAGAGCAUCAGGAAACACUCUGACAAGAUAGGAGAGACGGCCAUCAAACAGGCCCAGUUGCAACGCUCGUUGGACAGCUCCGUCUCCACACAGCCCCGGGCCCUGAUGGGCCGACGCACCAGGAAGGAGGCGAUGGUCGCGGCGGGGACAGAGAGUGAUGGACAGGGUGGCAGUCCAGUGUCGGAACAAGACUCUGGCAUUCUGGAUGUGGAGGAUGAAGAGGAGGAUGAUGAGGUCCCAGGAGCUCAGGAUUUGGUGGAUUUCUCUCCAGUGUAUCGCUGUCUGCACAUCUACACUGUACUUGGUUUACGUGAUGUGUUUGAAAACUACUACAGAAAGCAGAGGAGGAAACAGGCUCGCCUCGUACUGCAACCCCACUCUAACAUGCAUGAAACACUAGAGGGAUACAGGCGGUACUUCAACCAAAUAGUCGGGUUCUUUGUAGUUGAGGAUCACAUCCUCCACACUACGCGGGGUUUGGUCAACAGAGCAUAUGUAGAGGAGUUGUGGGAGUUAGCACUGUCCAAAACCAUUGCUGCCCUGAGGACACACUCUUCAUACUGUGAUGACCCAGACCUGAUCCUCGAUCUGAAGAACCUCAUUGUCAUUUUUGCUGAUACACUGCAGGGUUACGGCUUCCCCGUGUCCCAGCUGUUUGAUAUGCUGCUGGAGAUGAGGGAGCAGUACGGAGAAAUCCUGCUCAAGAGGUGGAACAUCACCUUCAGGCAGGUGUUGGACCAGGACAACUACAGUCCGAUCCCAGUGGCGUCGGAGCAGGAGUACAGACACUACACCUCACAGUUUCCACUGCAAGACCCUGAAUUGGACAAGCUUCCGUUCCCUAAGAAGCUUCCCUUCUCAGAGUUUGUGCCUAAAGUCUACUGCCAGAUCAAAGAGUUCAUCUACGCCUGUCUGAAAUACUCUGAGGACCUGCACCUCAGUUCCACAGAGGUAGAUGAUAUGAUUCGAAAGUCGACCAAUUUGUUGUUGACGAGAACCCUCAGCCACUGUCUGCAGUAUGCCAUCAAGAAGAAGAAUGUCGGACUGGCAGAGUUGGUGCAGGCGAUCAUCAACACCACCCACCUGGAGCAGUCCUGCCACUACCUGGAGGAGUUCAUAUCAAACAUCACAAAUGUCCCUCCUGACACGGUCAAUGCUACCAAGCUGUAUGGGACCUCCACCUUUAAGGACGCCCGUCAUGCGGCCGAGGCGGAGAUCUACACCAAUCUCAACGCCAAGAUCGACCAGUUCCUGCAGCUGGCUGACUAUGAUUGGAUAGCAGCGGUGCAAGGGGGAGGGGCCUUGACACCCAGCGACUACCUGAUUGACCUGAUCGCCUUCCUAAAGAGCACCUUCAGUGUCUUCACCAACCUACCUGGUAAAGUGGCUCAGACGGCCUGCAUGUCGGCCUGUAAGCACAUCUCCACCUCUCUGCUGCAGCUGCUGUUGGACUCGGAGGUCAGGCAGAUCUCGAUGGGAGCGCUGCAGCAGCUCGACACCGACGUCCGGGAGUGUGAGAGUUUUGCCAGAGCCGGCCCGGUCGCAGGCUUCCAGGGUGACACGUUGCUUCUGGCCUUCAGUGACUUGAGACAAUUGUUGGACCUGUUCACGCAGUGGGAUUGGUCAACGUACCUGGCUGACUAUGGCAGACCCACCUGUAAAUACCUGAGAGUCAACCCACACACUGCGCUGGCCCUGCUGGAGAAAAUGAGGGAGACGGGGAGGAAGAACAACGUCUUUGCCCAGUUCCGGAAGACGGACCGAGACCGACAGAAACUCAUCGACACCGUUCUCAAGCAGCUGCGGAACCUCAUCGCUCAGCACCACGCCUAGACCGAGCCACCCGACCGGUCACCAGGCCUGCAACCGCCCAGUCCCGCUGGCUCGUUUGAAGCAUCCAGCCUGACAUCAAGCAGUCUUUUUCACCCGACAGUACUUCAGACCAAUCGGAUUGGACGGCACCCGUGUAACAUCCACCCCCAUUGGUUGAUUUAUGCAUCCAAGCUGAGAGCAAACAACCUGAUUGGACCACAUCCCUGUGAAAAAAAAAAAAAAAAAAAAAAAAAAAAAUCCCGUGGGUCCAGUUAAACAUUUAGAACCACCAGUUUAAUUGGACAGCACCCCUGCAAUCAGCAAACCCACUGGAUAAUGAGCUUGAACUGUACAACCUGAUUGGUCAAUUGGUUUUUGAAUUAAGGAACAAAAUGUGAAACCAGCAAUUUUUUUUUUUUAUUCCGACAACAAACAGUCUGAGUGGUUAUCAUUUACCCUCUGGCUUUUGGUUUUCACCUCCAGUUCAAAUUCAGGUGAGUUUUGUCUGAUCUUGUUGUCUGCCUCCUAAGACUGAAACUCUUUCGGUUAUCAAGUCUGAACAGUCAACAGGCGAUGAUGAUGAUGAAGACUGGAAUAAUCUUACUGGUUACUCGAAUUGUCACGAACUGUGCAAUCUCACCGGCUUAAGGUGAAGGCGAAAGAAACUCCCUUGAAUCUUGUCGGCUGUUCCAAGAUUAUCUCCACCUGCAAGAUCCUGAGCAAUGGGCAGCCUGAUAGACGCUGGAAAAAGGCAGUAAACACAUUCCUCUCGAACAUCCUUUUGAUCUGAGCUCAUAUUUUAUUGGCUGAAGAUGAGGCAGCAAAAGAAACGCCACUUCCUCCAAUCUCCUCUCCUUGUCCUUUGAACUGGGGAGUCUUACCGGCUGAAUUAGGAAGUGAGGAAACUCUCAGUCUCCACUAUCCCAUUGGCGCCUACAAAUUGAUCUCCACACAUCAGACCUGAAGACAAGAAGAAAAUAAGUUUUGGAUUCCAGCUCUAAAUGCCAGUUUGACACUGAUCUUUAAGUUUGUCUACGUCAGUUGGAAGCUGGGAGGUGUACAAGCAAGUAGAGCACAUAUAGAUGGAAAAAAAUGUUAUCCAUUUAGGACUAGUUACAGUGUGCAUCAGAUCGUCAAGCAAUAUAUGAAGACCAGUGAAAUAAACAUUAAAAAAUGCCAGGUGUGAUUUCCAAAAAAAAACAAAAAACAAGGGCAUAAUAGAACAAAACAGGCAGAUACAGUGAGAAAACAACAGUGAAGAAAGUCCAUAAAUGUGGUGUACAUGCCUAGCAGCAUAAAGAACUACAAAUUUACAGCAUAAUUGUUUGACCCUCAAGCUUGGAAGCUGUCCAAUUUCCUCGUUCCCAGUUUUUCUGAAGACUUUGUCGCUCUACCUGAUGGCCCCAGCGUUAAUGUGCUGAAGCCGAGACAAAACGUUGUCAGGCCGAGUUUUCUUUCUUUUUUUUUUUUUUUUUGUAGACGCUGUUAUUGGUGUGCAGGGUGGGAUUGCUGGUGAGUUUUGCCCGUGGUUUGUGAGUUUGUCUCCUCUGUACUAAAACAAAAGAUUCCCACGGGAAAUUGUUUGCAGGAAUCCUAUUUUUUUUUUUUUU
Molecule: messenger RNA, 4062 nt
Organism: Myripristis murdjan (pinecone soldierfish)
Lineage: Eukaryota; Metazoa; Chordata; Actinopteri; Holocentriformes; Holocentridae
Gene: exoc6b
Product: exocyst complex component 6B
Exons: 22
Coding region: 47-2473 (808 amino acids)
Biological process (GO): exocytosis; Golgi to plasma membrane transport; intracellular protein transport
Cellular component (GO): exocyst; membrane
Source: RefSeq, a predicted model, not a curated record